Messenger RNA from Pyrenophora tritici-repentis Pt-1C-BFP, 522 nucleotides. RefSeq names its product FSH1 domain containing protein. NCBI's taxonomy places the organism in Eukaryota, Fungi, Ascomycota, Dothideomycetes, Pleosporales, Pleosporaceae. The record is from RefSeq and is a predicted model, not a curated record.
AUGGCUCCUAUACGUGCAGCACUAGAAGACAUUGAGUGGGUUUUUGUCCAAGGUACCCUGCCUCUAUACACAUACUACAACCCAUUCGACCCCGCGUCCAUCCGGCAGACCCACGAAGAACUUCUCGGCAUCAUCCGAGACCAUGGUCUUUUUGAUGGGGUUUUCGGAUACUCUGGCGGAGCAGCGCUAGCAGCUGAGCUCAUCAUUGAAGCUGCUAAAUCCGAACCUGCCAGUGAGCCCUUGUUCCGCUUUGCAGUCUUCGUGAACAGCGCAUCCCCAUUACGCGUCUUCUAUGUCGACGAUGUCGACACUGUGAGUGGCCACGUCAACGUCUCCCAUACUUUCCAACAAGCAAAAGAGAUGUUCCUUCGAUCUAGCGCGCUCCGUCACAAACCUGGAGUGGACCAGGAAGAUCAAGUGGAUCAUAAGAAGCUGCUCGGACUCUUAAGCAGGCUGGAGGAGAGAAUGACAACAGAUGGGACUACCUUCCUCAGCGACGGCAUAUAUGGGCUGUGCCGAUAG